AUGGAUGUACCUUAUCCAGACUUAUCUUUUGUGGAUAUAAACAGUCUAGCUUAUUCAUUUGAAGAUAUAUCUAUCCAUAAAGUAGACAAUGACAAGCAAAAAGUGAUCGAUACAAUAGUAUUACCAGUACUUGAACUCAUGGAUCAAUACAAAUGUUUGCAUCCAUCAUACAAGGAUAUGUUAUCAUACUUAGGAAACCAUAGUAAAUUCAAUGAAAAUUGGGCCCAGAGUAUUAAUUCCCAUUCUUUGAAUGUAAUCAAUGAAACUACAACGAAAUUGACAGAAUAUCUGUUACAAGAACCCGAAUCACUGUAUGGAGAGAAUAGCUCUAGGGGCCAUGAUUUAAUAGAUCCGGUGAAACGUGUGAUUAUAAUAUAUCUUGUCACGGGUAAUUACGCCUCUGCCACGAGUCUCUUGGCACAAUUCAGCUCAAACGUACAAUUUUAUUCUCAACCCAUUACAAUUGAAGAAUUCGUUUCCAAUAGAUUUAUGGAGUUUCUAUUGUAUCUGACGAUGGUCAAUGUCGAAACUUCUUGGUUUUCUCCUACAUCAUCGGCAGCUGAGAAUGCCCUGACCUUCCAAAUCAGCAAAACUACUGGGAAUGGUCCAAAGUCUGCUACAAAUAGCAGUGUGGGCGCUUCUAACAGCUCAAUUGCCAACGCCAAUAAUAAACGAGGGUCCAUUGGUAGUGGAAAUGCCUCUACUAGCAAAAAGGAUUCCAUCUUUAAAAAGGCUACCCUUUACUACACAAAGAAUAAACAUCACUUCAAUAGUGGACAACUGCAAUCAAAUUAUGAGUUGGCUUGUUACUGGCUCAUUUGUUGGUUGAGAUUAACUGACUUGUUUAGGAAAUGUGAGUUUACUGAAUUCUAUCAAGAAUUCAUUUCCUUAAUUUCUAUUGUGCCUGUACGUUCAACCAACUCUCCAUUGGAUGUUAUAACUGAUCCUGCCUAUUCCAAUUUGAAGUCCCUGUUAGUCAUUAUGUUUGGUAUCUGUCUGUCUCUAACACUCCCAUUCAAUCAACUUUCAUUCUUAAACCAUGGAGAACUUGAAUCAACAAAGAUUACCAUUAUAGAUUUGUUUACUCUUGGUCCCGAAUCAAACAAAUCAAUGAUAAAUUCAAACUUGCUUCUUUCACACUUCUAUAACGUUCUAGUGGCUCUCUCCGAAACAAAAUUUGAAAAGGCAAAGUCUCUUUUAGAUCCUACAUUUACUCAGAAACUCCAAUCUUGUCUCGGAUAUAUCAUGCCACGUCGGAAAAGUGGUACUGUAUCAUUUUUAGAUUUCUUCAUUCAAACAAUUGAUUUCAAAGUAUUUCUCAUGAUUAUGUCCAAUAUGAAGAGAAUCCCUCGAGUUAGACUCUUACAAUUCUUGGGAUAUCUGGAGACAAGAACAGAUAUUUUGGAAAAACUUUUGCAAUUUAUGUCAGCUAUGAACUUGGGAGAACUUGGGUUUGGGUUUGAUACAGUGGGUGAUUACUUCUACAAGUAUGAUAAUCCAGACCGUCAUGUCAUAUCUGCUCGCCAUGAGGUUGAAGACUUGCAACAAUCCCUCGAAGGAGAUAGUCUUGGUGAAUUAGUUCGUGGGUUAUUGAUUGAGAGAUUCUUUGCAGUUGGUUAG
Messenger RNA from [Candida] anglica, 1620 nucleotides. The record is from the annotation of a GenBank genome assembly. NCBI's taxonomy places the organism in Eukaryota, Fungi, Ascomycota, Pichiomycetes, Serinales, Debaryomycetaceae.